This is a messenger RNA of Cinara cedri, 541 nucleotides long. Lineage: Eukaryota; Metazoa; Arthropoda; Insecta; Hemiptera; Aphididae. The record is from the annotation of a GenBank genome assembly.
AUGGAGAUUAAAUCUGUUGAAAUUUGGGUUGAUUUUAAACCAACUUUAGCAGGUGAAUGUUGUAUGUGAUUAUUUCAGAUUUUUAAUACCCUUUACAAUGAUUUCAAUGACAGAAGAACUUUUAAUUAAGUCAGCAUAUGAUUUUAUUGCUAAGUACCGUAAUGAUAUUGAUAGUGACUUCACACACCCAAUAGUGAAUAAUAGUUUUAUCCUAAAGGAUAAUAUCACUGACUUUAAGAAAACUACUAUAACAGAUCUAUCAUUAUUUUUUAUGAUUGAAAAUCUAUCAACUAUUUUUCCUGAUAUAUUUACAGCUACAAUCAUAUUUAUGACUAUACCAGUCAUUUCUUCUUCUGCGGAGAGGUCAUUUUCAAAACUAAAAUUAUUAAAAAAUUAUCUUCGUAACACCAUGUCACAAGAUAGAUUAUCAAGCUUAGCUAUAUUAAAUAUUGAACGACUCCAAAUUUCUGAAACAUAUGUAGUUAGAAUAAUAAAUACUUUUGCAAACGCAAAAUCCAGAAAAAUGAAUUGUUUACAUUAA